Molecule: messenger RNA, 1029 nt
Organism: Monascus purpureus
Lineage: Eukaryota; Fungi; Ascomycota; Eurotiomycetes; Eurotiales; Aspergillaceae
Source: the annotation of a GenBank genome assembly
AUGAACGCUCCUGCGGCUCCCGCAAUAGCGCCGGGAAAGAAGCCAGCUGCGACGGCCUUGGCCGGAAAGGAAGGGCAUAUAGAUUUUAUAUCAUCCAAGGACGAGGCAGGCACUGAAGAAGAGGACGAGGACAUAGAACCGGGUAUUACAAGACUCGAAGCCGUCAAAGUUGAAGUCGUAGAAGGAGAAUCCAGCCCCAAAGUUAAGGUUGCAUUAAAACUGGAAGCUUUAUCCAAGCUGCAAAUGGAGUCGUUCAGACAGGUGUACCCAAAUGGACAGCAGGAUUGUCCACAUUUGGGCAGUUGUCCAUCCAGCUUGGUCGUCAUCAAAGAGCUUAAUGGCCAUGCAGUCGCAUUUUGUAGCCGAAUAUUACAGGAGAUGGGUUCGAUGGCUUCACAGGACUCGCCGUUGGGACAACAGAUGGCGGAGCUACCAUCGUCCAAACCGAUACAUGACGAUGAAGAAGAACAGCAGAAAUUCGAAGGCAGAUUAGAACUCUCGCAGUGCAAAUGCAAAUCCGGGCACGUAUAUAUAUCUGUCGAUCCUCGAUCUGUAGCAUAGCUGGGCGUAAUUGUUGAUGCUAUGAUGCUCAUGAGGAGCAGCAGAGAUGGGCAGUAGUCCAUGACGUCGGCGAGAUGAGCAAUGUAAAGGGGAAACGGUCAUGUAAUUAAGAUAUAUAAUAUGUAAAUGACUGUAGAACAGCAGGGGAAAAGAUAAAGGCCGAACAAUGCUCCAAGACAAAUAAUGGGACGUCCAAAGAGCCAUGAACAAAGAGUACUCAUGGAAGCCAAAAAGGGAACUCAACAAGAGGAUUAAAGGGCAUCUUUAACCACUUCAUAUCCAAAAAUAUCACGCAUCAGUCUGUGUCAUUCCCCAGCAAUCCGCGGUGUAAAGCGGCAUUGCAAGCGCCGUGGUAGCCACAACGCGAAUCGUCGGCAACAAGAAAACCUGCAUCAUUGCUAUUAGCGAAUUUCAUUAGCGAUUAUAAGUAGAAGAUCAGGCCCGAAGAGAGUUGUGCAUGGACAGCCC